AUGGACAUCGUCGAUCUUAAAAGAGAAAGGUGGGGGAAGAAGUUUCCAUUAUCAAUAGUGAAAGAGAAUGGUGGAGUAAGCCCUUACGCUUCUCCUUCUCCUUCUCCUUCAAUCGACUCCACCACUUCAUCUGAGCGAAUCACACCUGCUUCUCCUUCCGCCACCACCGGCCCUCUAAUCCUUCAAUUGAUGGUCGUAGGCUCCUCUGAAAUCGACGUAUCUGAAAAGACAUCGCUUGCCAUCUGUUUCCCUCUGCUACGCUCCUCCUUCAGUCACGCCUCUGCAAUCAUCUCCCUUCCAAACGACGCACAGAUUCAGAGCCGACCCUCACCAUCGGCGACAGCAACCACCGAUCGCCGUCUUCCUCCGGCCAUUCUCUGUCGUGUGUACACGUACGAAGUAGCGUAG
This is a messenger RNA of Lactuca saligna, 408 nucleotides long. NCBI's taxonomy places the organism in Eukaryota, Viridiplantae, Streptophyta, Magnoliopsida, Asterales, Asteraceae. The record is from the annotation of a GenBank genome assembly.